CUUUUGGUUUAACUUCAUUAGUACAAUUUGAAACAUUCAGUAAAGUAAACAUCUCAUCCUUCCUCAAAAAAAUUAUCAAAAUGAAAUUCUUCGCUGUAUUUGCUUGUGUUAUUGCCGCUAGCUUAGCUGCUCCAUUGGAUGAUAGCAAAAAUGCACAAAUCUUGAGAUACGAAAACGACAACACCGGACUCGGAAACUACAACUUUGCCUACGAAACCAGCGAUGGAACAUCCAGACAAGAAACAGCUGAACUCAAGAAUGUAGGAACAGAAAAUGAAGCCCUCGUCGUUCGUGGAACAAUCAGAUGGGUUGCUCCAGACGGUCAAGAAUUUGUCUUGAACUACAUCGCUGACGAAAAUGGAUUCCAGCCAGAAGGAAACCAUUUGCCACGAGUCUAAAUAAUUU
Molecule: messenger RNA, 405 nt
Organism: Chironomus riparius
Lineage: Eukaryota; Metazoa; Arthropoda; Insecta; Diptera; Chironomidae
Source: the annotation of a GenBank genome assembly